Microthlaspi erraticum is the source of this 228-nucleotide messenger RNA. The record is from the annotation of a GenBank genome assembly. NCBI's taxonomy places the organism in Eukaryota, Viridiplantae, Streptophyta, Magnoliopsida, Brassicales, Brassicaceae.
AUGAGUAAAUCCACCUUGUUUGCUGUCUUUCUCAUCCUUAUCCUAGGGAUGAUUGUUAAAGAGAUUCAAGGGUUUGGAUAUUGUCAUAAGUAUUUAUCGGAAACAGAUUGUGGUGCGGGUUCAUGCAACGCUCUGUGCCGACAACAAUUCUUGGAUGGAACUGGCAAGUGCCUUCACUUACGUGACGGACGGCUUGGAUGCCUCUGCUUUUAUUCUUGCGGUUCUUGA